Molecule: messenger RNA, 2821 nt
Organism: Galleria mellonella (greater wax moth)
Lineage: Eukaryota; Metazoa; Arthropoda; Insecta; Lepidoptera; Pyralidae
Exons: 18
Coding region: 138-2732 (864 amino acids)
Source: RefSeq, a predicted model, not a curated record
UAUAAAUAAUGCUUACGUGACUAAGUAUUCGUAUGCUAUUUGUCGUAAAAUAUCCAAUAAAAAUAUUUAUAGUCAAGUAAUAUUUUGCAUUAAUACCUAUUUGUGUACACAUCGCUAAAACAUUAUAAAUAAUUAAAAUGGAGGUCAUUGAAGAUGGAAAUAUUAUGGAUCGUAUCCCCAUUUUGUUGCAAAGAGAUUUGGAAUAUUAUCAGAAAAAUCAGACUGUAUUAUCAGAAACUGUGUGCCCAGGUGUGGUGGGAGGUAGAUUGGACUUUCCAAGGAAUGCUUCUUUUGCGGCGGUGAAAAUAGUCCUAUGGCUUGAAGAGGAGUUCUCUAUAGCAUUCCAGCAUGGAUCGGGAAUGUUUGUCAUGACUGAAGAUGAUGACAACCGCGAUAGCGGCGUGGCGAAGACUUCGGACCCUGACAAGUUUGUUCAGCUGGCCAUCAAAUCCAGUAACUUAUUACUAGAACAUCUACAUAUGUUGGUGCAAGAAGCGCUCGACCAUGCCGACCUUCCAGUACUAACCGCCACGUUAGGAGCGGCAGCCCUACUGAAGAACAGUCUCUUCUGCUAUGUACAACAUGCCGAGGACAUGGGCAGUCCUGAGAGGGUGUCUUCUUUGCAGGCCUGUUACAAGCGCUACGUGACGAUGUCUGAAGCUGUCGCCGAGCGGGUACUGGAUUUGCACAACCGGGUGUUGUCGCUGUACAUCCUGCAGGACUCGGGCGGGAGGCCCAUCGAUGGGAACACGAGGACUGUCCACCAGGCCGGCACUCCUUCCGUGCAGGGCUGGUGGCUUUAUAUGAAUGGGAGUAGAAAAGAUUUGUGGGACACAGUCCCGCCAAGGAUGGCGCAGAGAAUUUUCGCAGGAAUGCUCAAUGAAACGUUAACUAUAUUGACUGUCAGAUACUGCCAGACGAAUACAACCGAAUCAACAACACCGCUGCUUUUAAAUGACAUCCUAAACAUUUUACUAUGCGUUGCGCAACUGUUGCCAUCGAUAUGCACCAACGGUUCAGACUUGGCCGGUUUGGAGGUGAAGCAACAAACAAGAGACGUCAGGGAUGUCCACGCUAAAUGUAAUGAACUGUUCAAAUGUUUGGUAUACAGAGGAGCUGAACUGCACUUUAUUCAUCAGGUAUUCAAAGACCAGGAAGUGACUGAAUCGACCAAAAACAGCCCGUACCCGUGGUUCAUAUUCGUUAGUCCAAAUCUCUUCGCUAAUAAUCUAGAUGACGUCAGAUUGACCACGCAAGAGUUACCAGACAAGACUGGAAUAGGAUUGGAGCUGUUAGUGCUGUUAGCACAACCCCAGCCGUCUUGGCCUUUAGUGGUCAAGGCGCUAAUGAUGCGUCAAUGUCAUUUAUCCCGGAUGUUACUAAUACACGCCGUGAGGCACAGCUCGAUUGAUAACUCGCGGUGGCCAGCGAACGGAUUAUGGUACAGUGUGGAUGGAAAACAGAGGAAAUGCGAUGGCUUUUUAUGCACGGCUGAUGGGUUUUGUAAAUUUAAACAAGAUAACAACGCUGGGGAAGAGUAUGCUAGAGCUGCGGGAGCAUUGACCUAUAUUUUGGCAUCAAUCGGCAGUAAAUCAGAACUAAAGUCUACACUUUGCUACGCGCUCGAAAUCUCUGGGAGAGAUUGGUCUGCGUGUUUGGACAAACGACAGGUCUGGUGCGAUAGAAGGCCACCAUGGCUCGCUGGAAUUUUGUCAUUAGUUGGAUCAGUUCUUCAGUUCUUACCACGAAUAUUAGUGAAUGCUAUACAGAGCGGGGCCUCUAUGUAUCAGACGAUGUCUCUCUGUUUGACGUGUAUAUCAAGAUCUCUAGAUUGCAUUCCCCGUACGUUUGUGAACGUAUGUUCCAUGUUGGAAAAGAGUUUACCCUCCCACAUCAACCCUGUGGGGGGCAGUGUGCUGUUGCAAAUGCUUAUAACUGUAACUUACGAAGAAAUGCAAAAUUGGGCAAAAGUAGAGGGGAUGAAAGAAAAAGUUGCGACAUCAGCUGUUAACGGACAACCUCAUACAAUGAGUGCUGGAUCAAACAAACCCAAAAAACAUGUGAGAAUCGUCAGCCUGGCCAAUACAACUACAUCUAGCUCCAUAAGUUUUGAUGCGACCCAUAGUACGCCAUCGUCCAUAGCCCUUGCUGUAGCCGAAGCGUUAUGCUCCAUAGAUGAAGACGACAAGCACACGCAAGAGAUAGAGCAACUAGUCGCUCAGUCUAAGAAGACCUUCACUAUAUCCAGCCAGUUCGGCCUGGAAGACUUUCCCGAGUUCGCGGAGUUAUUUCAAGAGGGUGAUGUGCCAGGAGCGAAUGCAGAACGAUCAAGCGACGCAGCGGCACUGACAAGUCAAAUACUGAUGACUUCACCUGGAAGAGAUAGUCUCAGAGUGAUCUACAACCACCUUCAGUUGCAUUCAGAGAGGAUAUACAAGGAGUUGGGCAUACAAGAUGCAAGCGACUCCGAAGUGCCAAUGAGCAAGGCACCAUUAUUGUACAUAAUGUUUCACAUUGGACGGAGACCUUUCGAUCAGUUUCUCCGUGGAGAGUGGCCAAUGCCGUGGAGCAAGCUGGUCGCAGUAGCCAAAUCGUGGUCGGGUAUCGAAGGCGCCCGCGUCCACAUCAACAGACGGACAGACAUACGCAAUGUGAAGUCACACGGCAAAUCUAAUAAGCAGCUUAUCGAAUUGUAUGGAUUAUUUAAAUCGCCUGUAAAAGGAGUACUAUAAAAGAUAAUGCCUAAUAUAGAUUUAAAAUUGUGCUUAUUAAUAGAAAUAUGAUUAUUACUGUUAUCAACAUGAAGCCAUUUUGAUUGAAC